AUGGAAGUACAGCCCACGGAUAGACCUUCUCCUGGAUAUUCAAAUGAGCCGAAAGCAAUAGCUCAUAUCCGUGUGGCCAGCGGAGUUCGAACCAGGUACAUAAUUGUUUUUCUCUUUUAUUUUGAUAAGUGGCCACAUUUUAUUUUUUUGUUUCCAGCCUUCUUGAACCUAGGACCGGCUCUGGGGUUUAGUCUCUAUAGUCAAGUUCCUUCAGUAUCUGCAAUUUUCUCUCUCUACACCUCUUUUUCUGCAAUCACGAUGCUCUUUCGUACAAUCCUCAACGAGGUUGUUCCCGAGCGAAUCCGAGAAUACGUCGCUCUGAAAGUUGUGGACUUCUUCUCAUCUUACUUUCAGUCGAACUUCACCGUUGUUAUCGAGGAACGGUGGGAGUUUGCUGAGAACCAGACUUUCCGUGCGGCUGAAGUUUACUUACCAACGCGUCUCGCCGGACUCUCCACCAGUGAACUCCUUGUUGGUUCGAGUGAUCUCAAGAAUCCAGCGGCUGAGCCAAAAUUUGGAAUCCCUGUGAAUACAAAAAUCAUAGAUGAGUUGGAAGGGAUUCGCUUUGAGUGGACUCUUCACUCUGUUGAGACUAAGAAGUAUUGCCGGGAGAAACGAAUCUUCUUCUCUUCUGGGCAGAUAUCGUUGUCUGGUCUACUGAACUUUGUGGAUGGACUUUGGUCUAGCUGCGGAGAAGAAAAGAUCAUAAUCUUCACAACGAAUCACAAGGAGAAGCUCGACCCGACUUUGUUGAGGCCGGGAAGAAUGGACGUUCACAUUCUCAUGGACAACUGCACACCCUUUGUGUUCAAGAAGCUUGUGGCUUUGUACCUUAAAAUUAAUGAACACGUCCUGUUUGAUCCCAUUGAGAAGCUUGUCCUUGAAGUGAGUGCAACUCCGGCUGAAGUCACGCAGCAACUCAUGGCUAGUAAGGACGCUGAUAUUGCGUUCAAAGGUCUCCUUGAAUUCUUGGAAACCAAGAAGAUCAAAAAGGAAGAAGAUUCCAAAGUGGAGGAAGCAGCGCCUCCCUUAGUAAAAUCUUUUCCAACCCCACUUCAUUUUCAACUCCAAAAUGGAGUAAUGGCUAGGAUUACUCCAUUUAUGGAGUAAUCUUACCCAUUACUCCAUUUUGGAGUUAAACUUUUUUAUUUAUAAAGUGGUCCUUUGAAUCUUUAAUGUUUUUAUUUCUUACUUAAAUAAUAUUUAAAAUGAUACAAUAACAUGAAGAUUUUUUUACUCUAUAAGACACUUUUCGUCUUAUGUUUUACACUUUUAGACACUUCCCGCUGGUUAGACACAUUAUGUCUGUCUAAUGUCUUUCAUACCCUCAAUUUUGAUCAGACCAAACUAACCUAACCAGAAAUAACUAACCAUGAUUAUAUUCUCUCCUCUCUACUCUCUACACUCUCCUCUCUCCUCUCUCCUCUCUCCUCUCACCUUCAAAACGUAGAUCUACUUUCCCUUUCACAAAUUCCCAACUCUAAUUCCAUAUCUCUUUCCAAUUCUGAUUUCAAAUCUCAAAUCUACUUUUACUUUUCCAAAUCCCCUAAUUCUAAUUUCAAACUCUUUUCUUCUUCCUAACUCAACCUUUCUCUCGAAAAUUUUGUUUUUCUUUGUUUUUUUUUUUACUUUCUCAAUAAUAAUAUCACAAACCUCAUAAAUUCAUAUGUCUUUCUCUCGGUAAUUUUUAAGAGCUUGUUUCUUUAACCAAACCAACUCUACCUUCCAAUCUAUCUCUGAGCUCGAUCCCUUGCGCUCACUACGACAUAGAAACGUCAAGUUAGCACCAGUGAAAAGGAGAUGUGGAGGAGCAAGGGGAAGAAGAAGACAAGAAAGUUGCGUUUGAAUGUGUGACGACGGCACCUCUCUACUUCAGCGGAGGACGACUGAACCUGUGCGACGACAAACGCAGAGUAGGGCUGAAAUUGGAGAAGUUCAUGAAGCUGAUGAUGUCAACGAGUUUGAUCUGCUGCUAGUUGGUGAUUUGGGUCAUGCUAGAGAGUGAGAGCAACAAUGGUGAAUUUUCAGUUUUUUUUUUAAUUUGUGGUCCCUCACGUUUUGGUUAUUCACGCUUUCACCCAAUAUUUUUAAAAUGUGCAAAAUAUUUUCUUGAUUUAGAUUAGAUAAACACAUCCACAUCCGUACCUCACAUUUUGGUUUGACUCAUUGUCUCCAGACCUUUGUUUUCUCUUUCAAGUAAUGAAAACACUUUUGUCUA
Brassica napus (rape) is the source of this 2218-nucleotide messenger RNA. RefSeq names its product AAA-ATPase At1g43910-like. The record is from RefSeq and is a predicted model, not a curated record. Gene Ontology annotation, molecular function: ATP hydrolysis activity; ATP binding. Lineage: Eukaryota; Viridiplantae; Streptophyta; Magnoliopsida; Brassicales; Brassicaceae. Bases 1 to 1110 code for a protein of 369 amino acids. The transcript has 4 exons.